AUGGACCGAGCGUAUCCAGACAUCUUUGUCGAAGCUGAACGCUCAUCAGAACGUGUCUAUGGAUGGACAGCUCUUGAUCGCGUAAUGGGGACGUCCACUUCCAUAAGGCAGUCUCUCAUGAAGGCGGUGGUGAAUCAAAUAGUGCUGUCCCCGCCUUACCUCGCUACGCUACUAGCGUUCCCACAAAUUCAACGAGGGGCAUCAUCUGAACACAUAAAAUCAACCGUGCAGAACAAGUUCCUAGAUUUGUACAUCCCGGCUUGGUGUAUUUGGCCUGCAGUAAAUGCAUUUACUUUUAGUCAAGUUCCACCUGGCUGGAAACGACUCGCUUUCAGCAAUGUUGUUGGUGUCGCAUGGGUUGGUUGGGUCUCAUACUUGCAUGCCAAACCGCACAGUUCAACCCUUGAAGAUGGGCAACUGAUAAUCAAGAAUGUGCAGAGCUCAUCUGAAGCUCUACUAUCGUCGAGAAAGGCCCUGAUAUGA
Synchytrium microbalum is the source of this 483-nucleotide messenger RNA. RefSeq lists its product as uncharacterized. The coding region runs from base 1 to 483 and encodes 160 amino acids. The record is from RefSeq and is a predicted model, not a curated record. Gene Ontology annotation, cellular component: membrane; cytoplasm. NCBI's taxonomy places the organism in Eukaryota, Fungi, Chytridiomycota, Chytridiomycetes, Synchytriales, Synchytriaceae. The transcript has 4 exons.